This is a messenger RNA of Vicia villosa (hairy vetch), 1513 nucleotides long. Its product is annotated as chloroplast envelope quinone oxidoreductase homolog. The record is from RefSeq and is a predicted model, not a curated record. Lineage: Eukaryota; Viridiplantae; Streptophyta; Magnoliopsida; Fabales; Fabaceae. Gene Ontology annotation, molecular function: oxidoreductase activity. The transcript is spliced from 4 exons. Bases 370 to 1359 code for a protein of 329 amino acids.
UUUGUUAGAAUUUCCAAAAUCUAUUAAGUUUUUUAAAUUUUAAUUUCCAAAUCGUGCUAUUGCGGCGGAGACGGCGGAUGAAAAGGCCGCUGAAGUGGUGGUGCACCUUGAAGUCCGAAUGAAUUCCCAAAACUCUCACACGGGAGCAUGGUUUAUAAUCGGUGAUUACAAUUUACAACGCAGUUCUUGGCGCUCAUGAGAAAAAAAGUGUUUCUUGGUCCAACAUUGCUUCUAUGAUUCAUCUCUCCACCAAAAGUGCAGAGUUUACCUGGUCAAAUCCUCGUUUAGGGAUGGCUCGCAUUGAAUCUCGGCUUCAUCACACACCAUUGUUAAUGAACCAAAAUUAUUGUUUGCUUUUAUCAUUUUCACAUGGCUGACAAACUUAUGCAAGCGGUUCAGUAUGAUUCCUAUGGCGGUGGUGCAUCCGGAUUGAAGCAUGUUGAAGUUCCUGUUCCCACUCCAAAGGAUGAUGAAGUUUUACUCAAAUUGGAAGCAACUAGCAUUAAUCCAGUUGAUUGGAAGAUUCAGAAGGGUGCUCUACGCGCAAUGCUUAUGCCGGGAAAAUUUCCCCAUAUACCUUGCACUGAUGUGUCAGGAGAGGUAGUAGAGGUUGGACAGCAAGUGAAAGAUUUUAAAGCUGGUGAUAAAGUUAUUGCUAAACUAUCAACUCAAUAUGGAGGUGGACUAGCUGAGUUUGCAGUGGCUAGCGAGAUCUUAAUAGCUGCCAGACCAUCUGAAGUUUCAGCUGCUGAAGCUGCAGGUUUACCUGUAGCCGGUCUCACAGCUCAUGACGCGCUCACAGAAAUUGGAGGAAUUAAGCUUGAUGGGAGCGACCCCAAGAAUGUUUUGGUAACUGCUGCUUCAGGCGGUGUAGGUCUUUACGCUGUUCAACUUGCCAAACUAGGAAGCAACCAUGUGACAGCCACCUGUGGCGCUCGCAACAUUGACUUAGUUAAGGGCUUAGGUGCUGACGAGGUUCUUGACUACAAAACUCCAGAGGGAGUAUCAUUAAAGAGUCCGUCUGGUAAGAAAUACGAUGCAGUGAUAAAUUGCACCACAGGAAUACGAUGGUCAACUUUUGAUCCUAAUUUGGCUAAAAACGGAGUUGUGGUGGAUUUAACACCUAGCCCAAGAUCAAUGUUUACUUUUGCCCUGAAGAAACUUACUUUUUCGAAGAAGCGGUCGGUGCCUUUUAUUGUAUCUGUCAAGGCCGAUGGCUUGAAACAUCUUGCUCAGUUAGUAAAGGAUGGAAAACUGAAGACAAUUAUUGACUCCAAAUUUCCUUUGAGCAAAGCUGAAGAUGCUUGGGCUAAGAGCAUUGAUGGCCAUGCUACUGGAAAAAUCAUUGUGGAACUAUAGGCACUGUUUACUUGGGGAUGUUGUUUUUAUAGUUUCUAGUUUCUACUUUUCUAUACAAAGGUGUGUGUAUGUGUGUUUAUAUAGAAAUGAAUAACGUGGGAUACGUUGUAUGUUGAAAGUAUUUUAAGUUCAUAUAUUUAUUGAUUUUUUCUUC